AUGGCAGCCGACCAAGGAUACGCUAAGCUCAAAGCAUGGAUAGAAGACAGUCUGGAUCAAUUCAGAAAUGAUCUGAUGAACCUUCUUUAUCCACUUUUCAUCCACAUAUACCUGGACCUGCUCUUUGCCAACGACAUCAAGGGGGCCAAAGACUUUUUCAACGCUAACAAGGAUGAUUUCCACAACCAGGAAAUACAAGUGCUGGAGAGCAUAUGCACGCCACAGCAUCUCAACGAAAACCCAUUGGUAAGUGCCUAUCGAACGAACAAAUACAGCAUCUCGAUGGGAAAGUACGCCUUCGAUCUUUUCAUCAAUUUCUUGGAGAGAAAUCAAAUGACACAAAUUUUAGUACUCGUUAACCAGUACUUGAACAUAAAGGUGCACCAGGGUAUAAAAAAAAAUGAAGAGAUUGAGGGACUAACCGAGAAAAUCAACAAAAACAUAAUGAUUGAGACGAAUUUAUACAGUUCGUACACCGAAGAGGCUAUACUUAAGGAUGAGCAGUACCGGUAUGAUCAUUUGGAAUCGUUUGUUCUGGGACUAAAGAACAGGAACCGGGAGAAAGAGAAAGUCAUGCCCUCGUCAUCGUUCAUCAAACAAGAAAUCGAGAACUUGAAAGAUCUCUGCAAGCGGGUCACUCUGAACAAGAACAAUCUUCCAUCUGUUUGUUGCUACACGGUCAACAAUACGUUUGAGAGGGUAUGCUGUGCAGAGAUAAGCAAGGACCUCAAACUGCUCGCACUGGGCUACAGCGACUCAAUUCUUGAGAUCCAUGCGCUCGAAGGUACGCUCAAAAAACUGAAGAACACUGCUGACCUGAUGAAGCUGAAAAACUUGGAGGAGGAUCUUCAUGAAGACAUCGGAAAAACCAUCAGGUUAAUCGGGCACACUACGUGUGUGUUGAACGUAAAGUUCUUUAAUUCGAAGAAAUAUGUGCUAUCGUGCGAUAUGGACCGGGUUUAUCUGUGGUCUCUGGAUCUGUUUUGCCUGAUCAGCACGUACAAGGCGUGUGCAUUUCCUAUCUGGUCACUCGCCAUUUCCAACGACGAUUUAAUGUUCUGUUCGGGUGGUGCUGACCGAACAGUCAGUCUAUUUAAUAUUGACAGUCUCUCGCCCGAGCGUCUUUUCACUUCGGCGCUGAGCGACGUGUCCUCGCUUAUAUUCCAUCCCAAUUCUCAAUACGUCAUCUUUGGCUCGUGUGACCACCGUAUACGAAUGCAUGAGAUAGAGUCUGCCGAGCUGGUGCGUGUUUUUAUAGGACAUACUGAUACAAUCACCGCUCUGGCAGUGUCACCCGAUGGCAAGCUUCUCCUGUCCGGAUCAAAGGAUAAGACAGUCAUUCUGUGGGAUAUAAUGACGUCCAAAAAGAUAAACGUGUUCAGAGGGCACACCAAAACGGUUUACUCUGUCUCUUUCUGCUAUUUUGGGAAUGUAUUCGUAUCAUGUGGAGCUGAUUUAUCUCUUAGAGUGUGGGAUUUCAAGAACGUGCUAGCCGUGUACCACACCAAGAAUACUCCUUUGAUAGAUGCCAAAUUCGGUUUCAGAAACAUUGUUAGCUGUGUAGGUCCGUUCCAAGGAUAA
Messenger RNA from Vavraia culicis subsp. floridensis, 1581 nucleotides. RefSeq lists its product as uncharacterized. Gene Ontology annotation, biological process: transcription initiation at RNA polymerase II promoter. Gene Ontology annotation, cellular component: transcription factor TFIID complex. Bases 1 to 1581 code for a protein of 526 amino acids. The transcript has a single exon. NCBI's taxonomy places the organism in Eukaryota, Fungi, Microsporidia, Pleistophoridae. Gene Ontology annotation, molecular function: protein binding; RNA polymerase II general transcription initiation factor activity. The record is from RefSeq and is a predicted model, not a curated record.